Messenger RNA from Sesamum indicum (sesame), 2142 nucleotides. RefSeq names its product pentatricopeptide repeat-containing protein At4g21300-like. Gene Ontology annotation, biological process: RNA modification. The record is from RefSeq and is a predicted model, not a curated record. Gene Ontology annotation, cellular component: intracellular membrane-bounded organelle. Gene Ontology annotation, molecular function: protein binding; RNA binding. Lineage: Eukaryota; Viridiplantae; Streptophyta; Magnoliopsida; Lamiales; Pedaliaceae.
AUGCACUCUAUCACUUUGAAUUCUUCCGUAUCACUCUCUUGGGCAAAUGUUAAUUAUCGCAAUUCACACGUUGGUGAACCCAAGGUUCACCAUGCAACCAUGCACUAUCCUCUGCUAAGGGAGAACACUUUCUCAAAUGCACUUUUUUCACUACGUAAAUGCACCGAAAUCGAAGACCCGAAACUGGGUUCUUGUUUUCAUGCCCAGAUACUGAAGCUGGGAGUAGAAUGUGAUGUGUUUAUCGGCAACUCUCUCAUAAAUAUGUACUCAAAGUGUGACCAAAUAAGGGACGCAGAAAAUAUGUUUGAUCAUAUGCCUCACAGAACUGUUGUUUCUUGGACGUCAAUGAUGGCGGGUUAUCAGCGUAACAGGCUUGCAGAAGAAACGAUAUUAUUGUUUUCGCGAAUGCUGGAGAGUCUGCGGCCUAAUGAGUUCACUUUGGCAGUUGUUUUACAGGCUUGUGCAUUGAAAGGUUAUGAAGAUUUGAUUGAAGUCAUUCACUGUUUUGCCAUUAAAAGUGGGUUUAUAUUGGAUGACUUCUUGCAGAAUUGUUUGAUAGACGCGUAUGCUAAAUUAGGGAUGUUAAGAGCUGCAGAAAAGCUUUUGCAGAGGCUAUAUAGAAGAGAUGUUGUUUGCUGGACUUCUGUUAUUUCUGGUUGUGUAUGCAAUGGCAAUGCUAAAACAGCUGUCGAUUUAUUUUGCAGUAUGCAAGAAGAUGGGGUCUUGCCAAAUGACGUGACGAUGUUAACCAUUUUGCAGGCCUGCUCAGAAAUUAAUGACCGCAGGCUUAUGCAGUGGAUUCAUGGAUUGGUCUUGAAAGGGAGUUGGUGUGUGAGUGGACUAGUGUUGAAUUCAUUGAUAGAGAUGUACUCUACAAAUGGGUACUUUAGGGAGAGUUUGACAAUCUUUUGUCGUUUCUGCUUUAGGAAUGAGGGUUUGUAUCCUAGUCCUGAGACUAUGGCGAGCCUUCUACAGGGGUGUGGAAACUGUGGGUCAUUGAAGCUAGGGGAAGAGAUUCAUGGAUACUUAAUCAAACAGGGGUUUCUUCCCUGUACUAUUGCGGAAAAUUCGCUUAUAAAUAUGUAUGCAAGGAACGGUUGUGAAGAUUCUGCAUUCAUCCUGUUUAGAACAAUGGCCAAGAGAGAUGUAAUCUCUUGGAAUACUAUUAUUAGUUGCUUCAUUAAGAACAAUCAGCCAGUGGCGGCAUUGGGACUUCUUGGUGAAAUUCACAGGGAAGGCUCACAAGAUAAUGUUUAUCCAGAUUUUGUCACAUUACUUGCAUCUCUUGAAGCUUGUUCAGACCUGGCCUUGCUUCUACAGGGUGAAGUCCUUCAUGGCUACUUAACAAGAACAGGAUUGCUUGGUGAUAUUUUUAUCCAAAAUGCUCUAAUAGAUAUGUAUGCAAAGUCAGGAAGGCCAGAUUCUGCAGAGAAUAUCUUCAAGGAAAUGCAUGAAAGAGACAUAGGGUCAUGGAAUUCAGUUAUAGCAGCAUAUGGGAUCAAUGGAAAUGGGACCUCUGCUUUAAAAGUGUUUGCUGAUCUAGAAAGAUCAGGGACCAGGAAACCCAACGCAAUUACAUUCACCAAUGUUCUUUCAGCAUGUGCUCAUGCUGGGUUGAUAGAAGAAGGUUUCAAGAUUUUCAAUUCAAUGGAGAAACAUCAUAAUAUAAGACCAAGCAUGGAACACUUUGCUUGCAUGGUAGAUCUGUUGGGAAGAGCAGGUAGAGUCGAAGAAGCAGAUAUGUUCAUUUACAAGAUGCCAAUGCGACCAGGUCCUGAUGUUUGGGCAGCUCUGUUGGGUGCAUGUGUGGUUGUCGACAACGUGACCAUAGCUGAAAAGGCAGCAAAAGAGCUUGCCAUUAUGGAACCAAGUAGCAGCAUCUGGAGAGUUGCCUUGUCCAAUGCAUAUGCUGCUGCCGGAAAAUGGCAAGAAGCCGCAGAGAUAAGGGCAGAAUUCAGACGAUCAAAGCAGUUCAUAAAGGAAGGAGGUUGGAGCAGUGUCAAUGUCGAGGGAUAUGAGUUCAGUUUCAUGGCUGGAGAUACUAAGCAUCCCGAAAGUACACUGAUCUAUGGAAUCAUCGGCACAUUGCAACAUCACAUGCAAGAUCGCACUUCGAUUUGCAGUACCGUCGUCAUAACUUAG